Molecule: messenger RNA, 4745 nt
Organism: Venturia canescens
Lineage: Eukaryota; Metazoa; Arthropoda; Insecta; Hymenoptera; Ichneumonidae
Gene: Sec3
Product: exocyst complex component Sec3
Exons: 11
Coding region: 2022-4604 (860 amino acids)
Biological process (GO): Golgi to plasma membrane transport; exocytosis
Cellular component (GO): exocyst; plasma membrane
Molecular function (GO): phosphatidylinositol-4,5-bisphosphate binding
Source: RefSeq, a predicted model, not a curated record
ACUCGAGACCAUGUCUCGAGCUUGAGCACCUUAUUGGCCGAGGCCUCAAAGAGAAGCUGGUCUUUCGUUCUCUUUGAUCCUUUUUGCCUCGGUCAAUGCACAGAUCACCCGGCCCUCUAUAUAAUACGGUCCAGUGAGGAAACACCAUCGUGUUUUCCGUGCAACUUUUCAAGGCCCGGCCCACUAUUGGGUUGGGUCGAUAAAUUGAUAUAAAAAUAAAAAUUAUUGAAAAAACAUGGUCAUUUCGUCGACUAACUCGGUAAAAGUAAAACUGAAAUUUUAGUAGCGUCAACUUUUAGCAAAUUAAUAGCAAAAUAUAUUGUUCCUUUUCUUCUCAAAUUCACAUUAAAAAGUAAAGGAAAUCUGGAGCCAGAGAUCUGGGAGAAAAAAAAUAUGUUGAUAUCCGUUCCGUAAUACCAGAGGAUUAAGGUUUCCGACACGGUAAUUUAUGUACUUAUUUCUCAUAACUUUUAGGUUAAUAAGUAUCAAGUACUAAUUUCCACUAUCAUGAACAGGCAUCUUAUUACAUAAAUUGGUGUCACUGUCUAAAAAAAUGUUAAUUUGAGUAUAUAAAUAGAUGGAAAAGAUGUACAAUGUACGAAAUAUAUAAUGCAAUUUAUUCUGAGGACGCUAUUGUUUGUGUUUCGAGACAUAAAAUUAUAAAAGCAGAUGAGAUUGUUGUCGCAAUUGUGUAUCACGACUAGGACCUUAAUGGCGGCCAACUGUCACCGGGAGUACACGUCUUCGACAACGGUAAACGUAACGAAGACGAACACAUCCUUGGCCCGAUGACCUAUAUGAAUGAAUACACAUCGGGAAAGGUCAUAUGCGAAGUAAAGGUUUUAUGUAUCUGUGGUAAAUACACGAGAGGGUCGAAACAUGUGCGCCAAUACACAUAAUAACAACUUGAUUUUUUAAACUUUCACCUGUGAAAUGACUUUCGUCCUUUUGUUUUCUUAUUAUCUGAUCAAUUGUUUACAACUGAUUGAAAAUGUGUCAUAAUUAGGUUAGGUAAUGAACGAUGACAUUUUUCGCCCUCCUCCCGCAGUUUUGAAAAAACUUCGAUGCGGUUGAGUUUUGAUGCAAGUUCAAGUAUUCAAAGAACCCGAGACUUCGAACAACUGUUUUACUCGUGCAGAAAAACACAUGCCUGACCCUAUUCCCCUUCCGCUAUUACCAAUUAAGGAACGUUGUCCCUCGAUCCGCUUCGGCCGAAUAACUCCCUCCUCAUCUUCGGAAACGACGUCAGGAGAGUAUGACAAUAUCAGAAAAUCGAAGAUUUUUUACGUAUCUUCAAUCGCGAGCAAUUUUUCCUUUUCCGACAAAGCAGAUAGUUUUCGUCUUUCGGUAUAGCUUGUUUCCCAUAGGAAUAACCUUUAUUUUUGUAGCUAUAUAUGUUCUCGUAAAUAAAUGAAACCGGAAAUUGCCAACAAACUACACAUGUAUCUUCUAUAACAAUGGAUUUCGUAAUCUUUGUUUGAACCUUUUAAAAUUGUUAUAUAAGGAGACUUUCGUAUAUUACAGAAUGGCAAAGACAAGUAACGUGUAUAGAGAUAAAUUAAUUUAAUAAAUAAUAUUUACUGAAUAAAUUAUUCUAACGAAUUCACAAACAAAUACUCGUUAUUUUCAUCCAGGAUUUGUGCGAAAGGUUACACUGAAGCCGUUAUAGCUUGGGUUUUUUGUGACAUUGAUUUCUCUAAGAAUUUUAUCGAAAAAAUACACACUACAGAUUUGAGGUCUGUUGCGCGAGUGAUGAUCCCAUUGAAUCGGUGAUAAAUAAAUGAUAACAGGCAAUUAGUGAAAGCGUACAUCGGGGAACAGAGUGAUACCGGGGAUAAAAAAAAAGUGAUAAUUCGGUGGUUACAGUUUUGAUCGCUGUUAUGUUUGUUCACAAACAUCGGUGGGAGUAUUUCGAACGAUCAUAACCUAAAAGAUCGCAAACUAUGUUUUCAACGAACCGAUAAUAACUCGUACAAAUAAGGAGUGAUUUUUUGACAGUGAGGAAAAAAAUUAAAUAAAUCAUGGCAGCGAUUCGUCACACUUUACAACGCGAAGUUUUUACUCCGAGUGACGAAAAAUUGUUGAGUGUUUGUUUCGUAAGUAAAACGUACAAAAGAAAGAAAACGAGUUUUCUGUGUUUGGCAACAUCAACUGACAGUCCUGAUUCUACGCUUUUGCUCUAUCAAGUCAAGAAAAACGAUAAAAAUGUUUACAAAAAGAAACAGUCCUGGCUGCUCACUGACAUACAAACCGUCGAUGGCAUAAACAACGAUUCCCUGGAAAUGGAAUUGCACAUAGAUAAAGUCUAUAAAUGGUUGGCGACUGCUGCACAAGAGCGAAGAACUUUCAUUAGUAAUUUGUAUACGUACUCUUGCGCUUUACCGCAAAGGCCAGAAUUCAAAAAUAUACCCAAAGAUUGGCUGGUUGAUCCAACUUCGUUGAAGGAAAGUGACAGUAUUACUUUGACUCCUGAUCUUUUAACUCCAGUUAUCACAUCCGAUUAUCAACCAAUAACUGACAAAGAACUUGUCGAUUUGACCAAAUUGAUGGCAGAUUGUAAUUAUGCAAUAUCAAAUGCUGAACUCUUCAUGGAAACUCUGGCAAAAGAUUUAUCUGUCCUUGAUGGAGAAAAUGUGCAGUCCGUACUAGCCUCAGAAACUCGAGUAGUGCAAUUGAUGAAUGGAAUUGAAGCUGCAAUAGACGAGGCUUCAGUCGUUGAGUCUCGUCUGAUCAGUAUCGACGAAACAAUGGGAAUGUUAAGAGACGCGAUGGCUCAAAUUCGUCGAAAGAAUCAUGAGAUAAAAACCGAGAAUAACAAUGUGAAACUUUUGCUCGAUCAAUUGGACGAUCUAAUUACACAUUUAGAUAUAACGAACGAAGAUCAAAGGAUAUUGAACGAUGCAGAGCUGCCAGGAGGGAGAGUGGACCUCACUAUCGCAGGGGGUGCUUUGUUGAAAGCCAUAUCGACUGCAAUUCCAACCGGUUUGGACAAAAUGGGUGCUGUAAAUGAGCAGCGAAGACGUCUCGACAAAUUACGAGCUAAAUUUUCGCUCAUAGUAGCUCGUCAUCUCAAUAACUUAUUUAUUCAUUUGGGAAACGAUGUUGGCGACGUGUCAGCAUCCACAGGAGACCUCCUGCUGCCCACUCACCAAGCAGUUCAUCGAGAACUCGAGCCUUACAUGGAACUGAUGCAAUUACUACGUGCCCUUGACAAUAAAGCCUUCCAGCAAUUGACCAAAGUUUACACAGGAACGAUGAGCAAAUUGUAUCAGAGAGAUUUGAAACUAUUCUUUGAGGAAGCGAAAAAUCGGUUGAUCAAUACGAGACCUCAUGCAAAUUCUUCGAAAUCGAGUAGUCAGAAAGGGGAGGAUUUGAUAGCGCCGGCACCGUUAUGUUUAUUGAGUGGUGAAUCUUGGGCACCUCAAGGCGAAGGAGCUUUAUUAGAUUCCCUUCUCGAUCGAGCUCUCUCGCAACUUCAACCCGUGUGUCUUGCCGAGCAAGCUUUUUGUGUAGCUUUUUUACAGCUGGACGUCGUUUUGUCACCGUCGAAGAGCACGGAAAACGAGGAAUCGGAGAAUACGAGCAACGGUGCGACGAGCCCAGGUUCAGCAACAUCAACAGCGAGCAAAAAAUUAGAGAGGCAAAUCAACGAAGAGGUUCGGGCAACGAUGGCAGCGAUUUUUCCAUCUCUCGAGCCAGAAUUAAAUAAUUUCAUACUGUUCCUCGACAAAAUCGACAGUUUCUGGUGCAUGUACGUUCUCGUGCGUUUGUCCCAGCACGUGAUGUCGGCUCAGGACACAGGCUCUUUUCUCUCAAUGACUUUCGCCUCCGCUCUCGUUCAAGUCAAACGAGCCUUUGACAAAUUCAUGCAAGCACAAUUGCAGUCUAUUUUACGUGACACGAAAGUUAACAGACGACAUAAAUGUGGAAUUUUACCGUAUGUCGAAAAUUUUGGGCCUUUUGCUCGCACGGCUGAAAAAAUAUUCAAAAACUCGGACAGAAAAGUCGAUCUGGAAAAAUGGUACACAAAGUUGGUCGAUGCCAUGUUCGAAGCUAUUAUUAUUCAUAGCGGAGAACACCACAAAACUCCCCAAGAAGUUAUUAAAAUGGAAAAUUACCAUCAUCUCUACGAUCUUCUGUCACAACUAAAAAUUUCAGUCCUGGAUCAUGAAAGAAAAGAAGCAAAACAAAAAUACCACGAUGCUUUGAAAGCUUAUGUUAUUCAGUAUUUUGGUCGACCACUUGAAAAAUUAAACCUGUUUUUCGAAGGCGUUCAAGCAAAAGUCGGUGCAGGAGUCAAAGAAUCUGAAAUAAGUUAUCAGAUGGCCUUCAGUAAGCAAGAAUUACGCCGAGUGGUAAAGGAAUAUCCAGCGCGAGAAGUGAAGAAAGGGUUGGAGCAUUUGUAUCGAAAAGUGGAAAAACAUCUUUGCGAAGAAGAAAAUUUGUUACAGGUCGUCUGGAGAGAGAUGCAAGGAGAAUUCAUUGCCCAGUAUGUGAAUAUUCAAGAACUGAUCCAACGUUGUUAUCCUGACAGUAACGUUACUUUGGAAUUCACGAUACAAAAUAUUUUGGAAUUUUUCUCAGAAAUCGCAAGAUCUCAUUGAGAGGGAAAAAAUAAUAAAUCAUUGCAUGAAAGAAACAUGCUUGAAUUGUAAAUUACGGAACUGUAUAGAACGUUUCACGUUGACGAUUAAAUCGUCUCAUAGUUUUAAGCUAGACUUAACAAAUAAAAUUUUCAAACUACA